Molecule: messenger RNA, 1487 nt
Organism: Parus major (Great Tit)
Lineage: Eukaryota; Metazoa; Chordata; Aves; Passeriformes; Paridae
Gene: ALOX5AP
Product: arachidonate 5-lipoxygenase activating protein
Exons: 7
Coding region: 292-777 (161 amino acids)
Biological process (GO): leukotriene biosynthetic process
Cellular component (GO): endoplasmic reticulum; membrane; nuclear envelope
Molecular function (GO): leukotriene-C4 synthase activity; enzyme activator activity; glutathione peroxidase activity
Source: RefSeq, a predicted model, not a curated record
UGUGAGCUUCACGGCUCACUGUGUCAAGGUUAUCUUCCUCAGACAGGAUGAUGUGGAUGUCAAACAGCCAUGCAGCAAGCAGAAGGGCUGGGGUCUGACAGCAGCUGCUGAAGUGCUGAAUUGCCUGUGCCUGAAGAGGUCUGACCACAGCUGGGGGUUACAGAAGGUGCAGCAGGGAGGAGUGUGAAACCCUGCUUUCCUCCACAGAUACAUGUGGGAUGGCUUUGGAGCAAACCUGGCACUGAGCUGCCACCGAGGCUGCACCGUCCACCCUGACAGCUCCCUCACAGAAUGGACCAGGAGACCCUGGGAAGCAUUGUCCUGCUUGCCAUCGUCACUCUGAUCAGCGUUGUCCAGAACGCUUUUUUUGCUAACAAAGUGGAGCAUGAAAGCAGACAUUGCAAUGGGAAGGGAUUGCAGCGGCAGGGAUCCUCCUCCUUCGACCGUGUCUACACUGCCAACCAGAACUGUGGACAUGCGUACCCUACGUUUCUCGCUGUGCUUUGGUGUGCUGGCCUUCUCUGCAGCCAAGCUCCUGCUGCCUUUGCUGGCCUGAUGUACUUGUUUGUGAGGCAGAAGUACUUUGUGGGCUACCUCGGGGAGAGGACUCAGAGCACUCCUGGCUACUUGUUUGGAAAACGCAUCAUUUUGUUCCUGUUCCUCAUGUCUGUGGCUGGAAUACUUAACUACUAUCUCGUCUUCUUUUUCGGGAGUGACUUUGAAAUACACAUUAAGACGAUAACCAGCGCGAUCUCUCCGUUGCUGCUCAUACCCUAACUCCCCACAGCCCCCAGGCGGUCAGCACGCUUCAUUUAUUGAUGCCCAGAAGCUGCUAUAAUUCAACUGUUUAAGAAAUGAACCCAUAACCCAGUGAGAUUUCUGUAAAUCUCAUGCUUGACAAGCUCUGUAGUUUGAUUUAGCCUUGCUUUUUUCUUCAGGAAAAAGAUUUAUCAUGAGCACUUUGCACGCCCAAGGAAUGGUAACAACUUUCAGUUAAUUCUUUAGAAUUUUUUUCCUAAAGUGCAUCUUGCAAGCUGAUUGCAUGACGGAAGGAACAUUGUAUCCUCGCUUCAUAACUGUAUUGUAUUUAGCUUUUGUCCCAAAACCCAGGAUCCUCCAGGGUUGUUCCUGACUGGUGGCUCUCCCAGUCACCCUCAGAGGCAAGAACAGCCUUUCACCAGCAUACCACACACUGCUGCCUGCACCAAGGCAUGGACCAGCCUCUUCACCUACCCUUUCCCUCUGACUUGUUGAUGACCAAGCUCUUGCUGUUGCAGGAAGGUGGCAAAUCGGCCCCUCUCUUGUCUUCCUUGAUAAAUAUUCAUGUGCGUAACACUCACCACAUUGUUCUCAUUUACAGUCCAGCCUCUUUGUUCUCCCAGAGCUGGGAAAAGGAGUGGUGUGUAAAUGAGGAGCUGGUGUCUCACCGGUGGGGUUGGGUUGGGUUUGUUUUGAUUUGCUUUGUUUAAUAAAACAGUCUAAAGCGA